Messenger RNA from Hypanus sabinus (Atlantic stingray), 2298 nucleotides. RefSeq names its product adhesion G protein-coupled receptor F5-like. The record is from RefSeq and is a predicted model, not a curated record. The transcript has 5 exons. Lineage: Eukaryota; Metazoa; Chordata; Chondrichthyes; Myliobatiformes; Dasyatidae. Gene Ontology annotation, biological process: cell surface receptor signaling pathway; G protein-coupled receptor signaling pathway. Gene Ontology annotation, molecular function: G protein-coupled receptor activity. The coding region runs from base 2 to 1480 and encodes 492 amino acids. Gene Ontology annotation, cellular component: membrane.
GAUGAAUGACACUUUAGAUAUUAAAAUGGAGAAUCUACAGUUCAGAGCUACUAAAAUUGACAGCCGUGGAUCAAAGAGCCCCUUUGAUAUAACCUUUGAUACUUUUGGCACUGAAGGCUACACCAAUUUAUCUACUAAUAUAUUCAUUCCCACUGAUGAACUUGAAAAGUUGGUAAACAAGGUAGUUGUGACAAUUGCAUAUCCAACAUUGAUUGAUAUUUUACCCAGCAAUGCAAACUUCGAAGGAAAUUUCUCAAUUAAUGGUCUUGUUGUGACAAUAACAUUAAGUGAUAAGAAACCAAUUAAUACUAAGAUGACCUUCUCAACGAGAAACCCUACACUUGAUUUUAACUCUGCCCAAUGUGCAUUUUGGGACUUUAGUCAUAAUGGUAUAUGGAAUAAUGAUGGCUGUACGCCAGAUCUUGACGGAGAAAACGUCAUUUGUAAUUGUGAGCAUUUAACAUCCUUUUCCAUUUUAAUGUCCGCUAAGCCAGUGAAGGACAGUAUUCUGAGUUCUAUAACCCAAAUUGGAGUUGCUGUUUCUCUAGCAAGCUUAAUAAUAACCAUCAUUAUAGAAGCAGUGGUAUGGAAGCAUGUGACCAAGAGUAAAACAUCACAUAUUCGCCACAUGGCAAUUCUGAACAUUGCUAUCAACUUGCUGAUAGCAGAUGUAUGGUUUAUCGUGGCAGACUCUGUAAAACAAGAUACAGGAGCUUGUGUGGCUGCAACCUUUUUCAUUCAUGUUUUCUACCUCGCCGUAUUCUUUUGGAUGUUCACCCUUGGCCUUCUACUUAUGUACCACCUGGUUUUCUUACUCCACAAUAUCAGCAAAUCUGUUUUGAUGGGAAUCUCAUUUGGCAUCGGCUAUUUGUGUCCAAUAAUAAUUUCAGCCAUUACAAUUGGAGUUACCUAUCCACAGAACAGUUACAUAAGAAAAGACGCCUGUUGGCUCAGUUGGAGGGAAAAAUACCCGAUACUUGCUUUCAUUAUACCAGCUUUGUCUAUCAUCGUAAGCAACAUUAUUGUUCUAGUUGUGGUCAUAUUCAAGCUCCUACGACCAAAAAUUGGAGACAGGCCCAGGGGCCAUAAUGAGGAGAAGGAUACAAUAAAACCGAUUGUGAGGAACAUUGCAGUGCUAACCCCAAUCCUUGGACUCACAUGGGCAUUUGGAAUACCAACCUUUCAAAAGAACCCCCAUAUUGCUUUCCAAUAUAUAUUUACAAUUCUCAAUGUUUUUCAGGGUUUCUUUAUUUUGGUCUUCGUAACAUGCAUGGAUAAAAAGGUGCAAGAGGCUCUAUUGAAGAAGUUCUCAUUGACCAGAUUUUCUUACCGAUCAGAGUCUGAACAGACUGCUUCCACAGGAGAGUUUAACUCGAAGCAUGAAAUUGCACUUUCUGGGAGUAUAAAGAAGCCCAAUAUUUCAGGUUGUUUACAUUCAUAUAGCAAGGACAAACUCCUGGGCUAUUCUACUCUGAAUUAACUGCUGAAGCUCAGAAGACAGAACUGACUCUUCAGAUGCAGAGGAGAGUUGAUUACCACCUCAACAAAUCUAUUUCAGCAGUGAAUUAAGAAGAAAUGAUCAUUUAUGACAGAAAUUUCAAAACUGUAGGGAAUAUUCGGUAUGUAAUUAAUAUGCAUUAUUCCAAAGGAUUAGCAAUUUUUUCUUUGUAUUCUAGGGCAAUAAUUAAUAUCAACGAAAAAUAAGAACAUUGUGGAUAUUAAAAACAAUUAACUACUGUAUUAUAUAGAUUGGCAUAAAAUUUUUCCAUUAAUUAAAUAAUUCACUCACAUAGAUUUUUCAAACUGGGUAGUCAUGUAGACAAUAUUCAGAUUUCAUUUUAGAUAAAACACAGAACAUGCUGAAGGAACUCAGCAGGUUAGGCAACAUCCAUGGAAAUGAAAAAACAGUUGAAAUUUCAGGCCAUGACUGUGCUUUAGAACUUCUGCUUUGGAUUUCAAGCAUCUGCAGAGUUUCUUUUGUUUAUUUUUUUCAUUUUAGAUAGCUAUAUUUGUGUUCAGCUUAUUUUGUCUGAUUACAGGUCACUCCUCCUACCUCUCCCCAACAUGUAUCACACUGUGGUACGUUCUACAAAUCUGUGUGUUCAUUCCAUAGCAAGAUUCAAUUGAAUGGCAGAUCACUCACUGUUGAGAUGUAGCAGGAUGCUCAUUUAAUAUGAAUUUCCUAACUGUCUGGCUAUUAAUUUGAAAUUAUAGAAUAUUACUCAUAUUAUUGAAUAUUGAUAGAUCUAGAUAGAGUGGAUAUGGAGAGAAUGUUUCCCUUUGUGGAGGAUUUUCAGA